AUGGCUCAAUCAUCUCACUGUUACCUCCCCCGGUUUACUACCACGGUUGAUGGACCAAAACGACCGAUUUCGAUGAAGACGAAAUCAUCUGCUUCGCAAAAUGCGCAGUUAUUAACCGCCUGGCACGAGGGACGCUUGAAAUCGGUAUUGCAGGCCACUUGGGCACUGGUCCUGCAUUACUACCUCCGAACCGAGGACAUAUCCUUCGGCUACCAACAUAUCGACGGCGAUUCCUCUCCCUCCCGAAACCUUGUACAGCAGUCGACUGCUACCCCCAUUUCGACAAUUCGACUGGCGAUUGAUGAGAAUGACACGAUCAACAGAGUUGUGGAUAAAGUUCGCAAGGAGGAUGAGAGCAAUGCGCAGAUUGCUGGAGGAAUCGUGGAGGCUUCCGACGGCUUCUUGCCAUACAAUACCAUCCUGAUGUUGCGUACAUACCAAAAGACGUCGGAUCCGUCUUUUUCCCAACCAAUGUUGGCGAUUGCUCUACCAGAUCAGUGCCAAGUUCGUCUCCAUGUGAAGGUGUUGCGCCGGGAUAUCAACAUCUUUCUUGAGUGGCGGAAUGGGGACAUGUCUGGAGAGCAGAUGAAGAGUGUCUCCAAUAUCUUUGAAAACAUUCUGACCAAAGUGCUUUCUGCCGAGAACCCCGCUAUUACACAGCUUAAUUUGUUCUCGGAGAAUGACUGGCAGCGAAUUCAAAAGUGGAACUCCCACACACCUAAGCUUUACGACCGAUGCAUUCACGAAGCGAUUCACGAUCAGGCCGUAAGCGGGCCAGACCGCGAGGCUAUUUGUGCUUGGGAUGGAAGUCUAACUUAUGGCGAACUUGACAAACUCGCCUCGAAGUUGGCAUGUCACUUGCGUAUGCAGGGUGUUGGCCCUGAAGUUCGAGUGGGUUUGCUCUUCGAUAAAUCGAAAUGGAACGUUGUUGCGAUGCUCGCCGUCAUGAAGGCUGGCGGUGCUUUCGUCCCACUUGAUCCUACACAUCCAACCUCCCGCCUGCAGCGUCUGAUUGAAUCCGUUAAGGCGACGGUUGCGUUGUGCUCUGAGAACAGGGCCGAUGUUCUUCGACCUAUCGUGAAAACUUUAAUUCCUCUGUGCAGCGAGACUAUGGAUCGUUUGGCGGAUCCAGCUGCUGGGGUUGAUCUCGCAUCUGGUGUCACCAGCCAAAAUGCUGCGUACAUCUUGUUCACUUCCGGAUCCACGGGAGAGCCUAAGGGAACCCUGCUGGAACACCGCGCGUUCCUGUCUGGCGCUAUGGUUCACGGCCCCGGACUUCUCAUUUUCCGGGAUUCACGAUGUCUGCAUUUCGCAGCUCACACUUUUGACGCCAGCUUAUCGGAGUCAAUAACCCCACUAAUUCAUGGCGCCUGUGUCUGUAUCCCCAGCGAGGAGACACGGCUGAAUGAUAUAGUGGGUUUCAUCAAUAAAAUGCGAGUCACUCAGGCGUGCUUUACCCCGUCUUUCAUUGGCUUCAUUGACAUUGAAAGCGUACCUACAUUGGAAAGUCUUGUUUUAGCUGGAGAAGCAAUGUCCCAGUCUCAACUGGCGGUCUGGUCCAAAAUAAAACUGAUCAAUGGUUACGGGCCUACGGAAGCCAGUGUUGCGUCAGUGCUAAACACAGGGGUAACACCCGAGACAGACUGCAAAGAUAUUGGUUUACCUAUCGGCGUGAGAAUCUGGGUUGUUGAUCCUGAAAACCAUGAUGAACUGGUUCCUGUCGGCUGCCCAGGCGAACUUCUCCUGGAAGGUCCAACACUGGCUCGAUGCUACGUCAACAACCCGGAGAAAACAAACGAAUCUUUCAUUUACGACCCCGCCUGGACGAAGAUGGAUCGACGAGGAAUUACAAAUCGCAGAUUUUACAAGACUGGAGACCUGGUCAGGUACAAUUCGGACAGUGGUUCGCUCAACUAUGUUGGUCGGAAAGAUACGCAGGUUAAGGUGCAUGGACAGCGAAUUGAGCUGGGCGAGAUUGAGAACCAAUUAAUUCGGGAUUCAUUGGUAACCCAUUGCUCAGUUCUUUUCCCAAAGGCUGGUUUCUCAAAAGGCAGAUUAGCGGCUGUGAUUUCUUUCGCGGGAUUACUUGCGGAAGAGUCACAGACGGAGCUCGAGCCGCUGCGAUUGAUUCCUGCCUCCAGGAAGGCUGAAUUCAUCCCCACAAUUCGCGAACAAAUCUCUGCACGAUUGCCAACUUACAUGGUGCCAGCCGUUUGGUUCUGUGUUGAGUCUCUACCCAUGUUACCAUCCGGGAAACUUGAUCGGAAAGGCAUCGCGACGUGGGUUACCAGCAUGGAAAGCGAUCCAGAUAUUGGAAAGAUCAUCUCCAGUCCUUCACUUCGGGUGGAGGCAUAUCAGGCCUCAAACCAAACUGAGGAGGCUCUGGUCGCUGUCUACAGUCGUGUGCUUAAUCUUCCCGAAAGUCUUGUUAAUCUGAAUGAGAGCUUUCUGGCCCUGGGAGGUGAUUCUAUUGCAGCUAUGACCUGCAUUGGAUUAUGCAAGAAGCGGGGAAUUGGUCUUUCAGUCCAGGAUGUGCUUCGUAGCAGCUCAAUUCGCGACCUUGCCACGCGGGCGAAAGCCAUUGACCAUGGGACAACUUACCAGGAAUCUAUCGAUGAGCCUUUCAAUUUGUCUCCGAUCCAGGUUUUGCACUUUGGUCUGCGCAAAGAGGGUCAGGGGCACUUCAACCAAGGAAUCUUGACACGAUUGAACAAGCCCCUCGACGAAAAGACUCUACGCAAAGGUAUCGACAAGCUGGUGUCCAGACACUCGAUGCUGCGAUCCCGGUUUGACAACAGUGGCAAUGCUACCGCAUCCACUCAGAGAAUCACUCGUAAUGUGCAGGGUUCAUACCGCUGGCGGAUGCACACUGUUAACAACAUGGAGGAAAUCAAGCCACUGGUAGCGGAGAGCCAGUCUUGCAUCAACUGCUUCUCUGGUCCACUGCUGGCGGUAGACUACUUCUGCAUGGAGGACAGUAAUGAAUCUCACGUUCUGUCUAUGACUGCGCACCAUCUUGUUGUUGAUAUUGUCUCCUGGAAGAUCAUUCUCGAGGAUCUCGAAGAUCUGGUCCUCAACCCAAAUACUUCUGCAUCGGAUGCUGGUUCCCUCCCAUUCCAGACAUGGUGCCGCCUUCAGGAGGAGCAUUCAAAGUCCUUACUCACUGAGCGCAAGGCACCAACCAAGCCACUUCCAGCAAUUGACUUUGGUUACUGGGGUCUUCAAAACAGCGAGACUACCUACGGCGACGUUGACUGUGCCUCAUUCGAGAUUGAUGAGGCUCAUACUCAAUCUAUUCUUCUAGAAUGCCAUAAAGCGUUGGAAACCGAGCCCAUUGAUAUCUUCUUGGCAUCCAUGCUUCACUCUUUCGGUCAGUCGUUCAAUGAUCGAUCACUGCCGGUGAUAUAUAACGAGGGCCAUGGGCGUGAAGUGUGGGAUCCUUCCAUUGACAUCUCCCAUACUGUUGGAUGGUUCACAAUUCUGCACCCCAUCUUUGUCAAUGGGUAUACAGCCGAUAAUGCCAUGAACACACUUAUACAGGUCAAGGAUCUUCGUCGCCAGGUGUCUGACAAUGGUCGAUCGGAUUUCGCCAGUCGAGUCCUCAAGAUUGCUGGUCAGGACUGUGGUGAUUAUCCCCAUCCUUUCGAGAUGUCAUUCAACUACGUCGGUCAGCACCGUGAUCUCCAGCGAAAGGACGGUCUUUUCCAACUUGUUGAUCAGAUGGCUGGUGAGGCUGGACAGGGUAGUGACGCUGCCGAUUUCGGUCGUGACACUCCUCGAUUCGGUUUAUUCGAGAUCUCAGCUAUGGUUGUCGCUGGCAAGAUCCGGUUCACAUUUUCCUUCAACAAGUUCAUGCAGCAUCAGGAUAGUAUUCACAACUGGGUUUCCAACUGUCAAAAGCAAUUGGUUGCCAUGUCGGAUCAGCUCUCGACCAUGGCUCCUCGCCUUACCUUGAGCUCCUUCCCGAUGCUAUCCUUGGAUUACACAAGCCUGGACAAGUUGCUCACGCAGAAGCUACCUGCUCUUGGCAUCUCCUCUCCUCGUAUUGUUGAGGACAUUUAUCCUUGUUCUCGCAUGCAGCAGGGCAUUUUGCUGGGUCAGUCGCGGGAUAGUUCGUUUUAUGCUGUGCAUGAUACUUUCGAAAUCCAUGGCAGUGGAUCAACAGCUCCAAAUGUCGACCGCCUCGUUGAGGCCUGGAAGCAAGUUGUAUCUCAUCAUGCGAUGUUCCGAACGAUCUUCGUUGAGAACCUUACACCACGAGACCCAUUCUGUCAAGUGGUUCUGAAGGAAUACGAUGCUACUCCUGUCUUCCUCCAAUCAGCCGGUGAUAGUGAUGUGUUGGCCACCUUUGAUGCUCAGGAGCCCAAGAGCUACAAGGAUAAAACACCCGCAUACCGCUUCACGAUUUGUCAGACAUCCACGGAGAGACUGUUCUGUCGUAUUGAAUUGAGCCAUGCUGCUAUGGAUGGAAAUUCCAUUUCUAUCAUCCUUCGAGACCUGCAACUCGCAUAUGUUGGCAGACUGGAGGAAACCCGUCGACCGUUGUUCAAGGACUAUAUCCGUUUUCUCCAAGAUGCGCCUCAGACUGCUAGCAUGAACUAUUGGAGUUCUUACCUCUCGGAUGCCAAGCCCUGCGUCUUCCCAACCCUUCGCGAUGGUGAGAUGGGUCAGGAGAAGAGCCUUCGGUCUAUCCCAGUUAACUUCGUCUCCUUGACUCAGCUGCAAAGCGCUUGUGAAAAGCGUGGAAUCACCUUGUCCAAUGUCUUCAAUGCUGCCUGGGGUCUUACCCUUCGCCUGUUCUGUGGAUCCGACGAUGUCAGCUUUAGCUACAUGGCCUCUCUACGUGAUGUGACUGUUGACGGAAUCCAAACCGUUGUUGGUCCCGUCAUCAACCUCAUGAUAUGUCGCAUGAAGCUCUCUAGCGAUUCCCGUCUCAGCGAUGUCCUGAAGCAGAUUCAAGAUGAUUACAUGGAAAGCCUCCCUUUCCGUCACACCUCACUAAUCGACAUUCAACAUGCGUUGAAGCUGUCCGAUGUCAACCUGUUCAACUCGGGUGUGUCAUACCGUCGUCUUCCGGGCGUGAAGGACGCUAUCAGCAGCGAUAUUGAGUGUGUCGAGGUGGGUUCUAUCCACGAUCCUGCUGAGUUCCCUGUAUUCAUCAACAUUGAAGCUAUGGACACGAAGGCAAGAAUUGAUCUUAACUACUGGACUACGACUCUUUCCGAUGCUCAAGCUCUCAAUGUCGCAAAUACCUAUGUCAAGUGCUUGGAGACAAUCAUGACCCGAACUGACAGCCCACUCCGCGAACUCGAUUUGGUCAAUGAGCAGAACAAGUCCGACAUUCUCACUUGGAAUGGAAAGAUGCCCCAAGCCAUUCAGAAGUGUGCUCACAAGGUGGUUCAAGAGAUUGCUGCCAAGAAGCCUGAUGGUCUGGCAGUUACAUCUUGGGAUGGGUCUUUGACCUACUCUAAGCUUGAUCAGUACUCCUCGCGACUUGCCAGCUACCUCAUCACUUUCGGAGUCGGUCCCGGAAGCCUCAUUCCAACAUCGUUUAACAAGUCAGUCUGGAACAUUGUCUCUAUGCUCGCAAUUAUGAAGGCGGGAGGUGGUUGUAUUCCUGUGGACAGCCCUCAGACGAUGACACUCAUUAAAAAGUGGGUUGUUGAUAAUUCCGUCCAGGUCGCUCUAGCCUCGCCUGAAAGGGCCCAGGUACUCGAGGAGAGCAUUCCAUAUGUGGUUCCAGUCAGCGAGUCACUUCUUGAAUAUCUGAAUGAUGAGCCUCUUGCUUCCGCUGCCUCGCCCAGUGAUGCUGCUUAUGUUGCCUUCACAUCGGGUACUUCUCAAGCGUCCCGCGCUGUGAUUCUAGAGCAUUCCUCCAUCAUGACUAGGGCUGAGGCUUUCGCUUCAUCCGUUAAGAUCACGGAUGUGUCCAGAGUUCUUCAAUUCGCAGCUCAUACCAGCGACUCGUUUCUCCUCGAGGUUUUUGGUGCAUUUGUUCAUGGAGCAUGCGUUUGUAUCCCCGCCGAUGCGCAUCCCACAACCCUUGCCACAUCAAUUGAGACUCUUCACGCUAACGUUGCGUGUCUGACCCCGACUGUGGCGAGUUUCAUCAACCCCAAGGAUGUGCCCGGCCUGAAGACUCUCGCCAUGUUUGGCGAAAUAACGACCCAGGGCAAAAUCGAGACGUGGCAGGUCGAAGACCUCCAGCUGCACAAUCUCUAUGGAACAGCUGAAACAUCGUCAGCUUCAUUCCAAAUUCCCAUGCUGCCUGGGCUUGAGUCUACUAUGAUCGGAGCUGCUGUAUCCAGUGUGUCAUGGGUGGUUGACCCGUCGAAUUGCCACACCCUGGUACCGGUCGGCGCUGUUGGUGAACUCGUCCUUGAAGGGCCUGUUCUUGGUGCUAAUUACCUGGGACAAGAGCAAUCGGAGAGUUUCUUCCAAAAUCCAUCAUGGUUGGCUAAAAUGGACGGUCACUCUGAUGUGAAUGCACUCCAAUCUCGCAAGUUUUUCAAGACUGGAGAUUUGGUUCGGUACAAUGCCGAUGGCUCCCUUGUGUAUGUGGGUCCGAAGAACACAGACCGCGAUUAUGCUCCUUGUGCCGAUCGCCUCCUUGUUGAAGAAUGCAUCAACAACUUCUUCCGAUAUGGCCGUCGCUGUAUUGUCCAAUCAUUGCCUCUGGAUGGGGAGAGCCGCACCGUCGUUUUCGUGUGUGCUCCCGAAUCUACUAUCGCAGCAUCGGGUGACCGUGUCAUCCAGACCUCGGCGCCCGAGUUGAAGGCCACAAUUUCCGCCUUGCACAUCCAUUUGUGUACUAAGAUCUCCAGCGGAAAGAUUCCAAGUUUAUACAUCCCCAUCUCCGCGAUCCCACUUACUCCAUUUGGUAAGACCGACUUCCAGAGUUUGGCGGUUGAGAUUACCAAUCUCUCUACCACCAAUGUUCGUUCAUUUGAGAUCAAGAAUUGGACAGGAACGAAGGCUGGGAACAGAAUCUCGCACCAGUCUUUCUCCAAGACCAAUCUGGAUUUCUGGAAAGAGUACCUCGCGGAAAUCGAGCCAUGCAACUUCCCACUCCUCUCCCAGGAGCCUGGCAAGAAGGGUCGAUCCACUCGGACUCUCAACAAGCAGACCAUCCAAUUGCACGCAUUCAGUCGCAUGUAUGGUGUGUCUGUUGAAAAUCUUUUCCAGAUUGCUUGGGCCAUGGUUCUACGAUGCUACACGGCAAAUGACGAUGUUUGCUUUGGAUACUCAGCGUCCGAGACCGAUGACUCUGCCUCUGUGGCCAUUGCCCGCCUUAUGUUGAACAAUGAUCGCAACAUGAAUGAGGUUCUGCAGCAAACAAAGACCGACUUUUUAAAGAGCAGAGAGAAUUUCGCCGAGCUGACUGUUGUGAAACACCAGUUGGGCCUAGAUGAUACCGGCGUGUUCAACACUCUUCUCACCUAUCGCGCUGUCUCUUCUCUACCAGAGCGUCGAAUCCGUGACACUGCUACUUCCAAGCCGUACAAUGUUGCUGUUACUGCUCAGGUUUCCAAAUCUGUUGCUGAAAUUUUGUUCAGCUACUCUACUGAUACCUUAACCUCUGUACAAGUGACUCAUGUUAUCGAUACCUUUGACCAGAUUCUGAACGACAUGAUCUCCGUUGAUCCUCGAAAGCACACAAUUGGUAGCCUUGAUUUGAUGUCUCCGCGCUCUUGUCGCCAGAUUCGUGAUUGGAAUGCCACCAUGCCUCCACGAGUUGAGAAGUGCGCCGAUGAACUCAUCCAGCAGCAGGCUCUUUUGCAUCCCCGCGCUGAAGCCAUCUGUUCAUGGGACAAGAACUUUACCUAUGGACAACUGGAGAUUGUGUCCAGUCGGUUAGCCCGCUUCAUUACGGCGCUAGGUGUCAAGCCGGAAGUUUUCGUGGUCUUGUGCUUCGAGAAAUCCGCGUGGGCGAUCGUUGCGCAAUUGGCCGUCCUGAAAGCCGGUGGGGCGUUCGUUUCCAUCGACCCUUCCCAUCCUGAGUCUCGACUCAAGAUGUUGGUUGAUGAGAUUGGUGCCGAUUUGGUGCUCUGUUCAUCUGAUCUCCAGCCAAAGAUGGCCAGUCUUUGCAAGAAGGCAUUUGCAGUGUCGCAGAAAGGCGUCUCACAGCUUCCCGAAUCCCCUCUAGCUUUGCCAGGAAGUCGUCCGUCUCCUAGCAAUGCUGCCUAUGCUAUCUUCACAUCUGGAACGACUGGAAAGCCUAAGGCAACUGUUGUUGAGCACAUUGCCCUGAGCACGACUGCCAUUGCCAUGAUGGAUGCCCUCCAUAUGAACUCCGGCACGAGGGCCUUGCAGUUCUCUAACUACACCUUUGAUGUCAGUGUCCUUGAAAUCAUGAUGACCUUGAUGACGGGUGGCUGCGUUUGUGUCCCCAGUGAGGAGGAGCGCAUGAACAACCUGGGUGGUGCUAUUCGUCGCAUGGAAGCCAACUACAUGUCAUCUCCACCAGCCAUAGUCAACACUCUUGAGCCAAAGACUGUGCCGACUCUCAAGACUAUCAUCACUGGUGGUGAAAAGAUGCCCGCCCACCAUAUCGAUCGUUGGCACGACCGCUUUGUUAUCAAUGCCUAUGGUCCUUCAGAAGCCACUGUGGUUGCCACUGUUGGUGUGAAGGUUGACUGGGAUGGCAAUCGUGUCAAUGAUGAUCCCACCUCUAUCGGUACAGCGGCUAACUGCCGAGUCUGGAUUGUCGACCCCAAUAACUACAACCGCCUGCUUCCAGUUGGUGCAGUUGGUGAGAUGCUCCUGGAAGGUAGCAACAUUGCUCGUGAAUAUCUUGGCAACCCCGAGAAGACCAAAGCUGCCUUCGUUGAGGAUCCUGUCUGGAGUCACCACACCGGUCUGCAUGGAAUCUUCAAACGUAGCGACCGUAUGUACCGCACUGGCGAUCUAGUCCGUUACAACAGUGAUGGCACGCUCACGUUCAUCUCUCGCAAAGACACUCAGAUCAAGUUCAAUGGCCAGCGUAUUGAACUCGAGGAAAUUGAGCACCAGUGCAUUCGCUGCCUCCCCAACGGCUCGCAAGUCGCUGUUGACGUCGUUGUCCCUGGAGAGAAGACAGUCGCCAAAGCUCUUGCCGCAUUCUUCACUGUUCAUGAUGGCGACCUUGAUCAAGGUGGAGCCAAUGACCAAUUUGCUCCAACUGUUCCUGGCGCCGAUGCCCUUCUGUUGCCCAUCUCUGUAUCAAAUAUGGAUGCUGUCCAGAAGCUCAAGACAUCUCUUCCGGACCAUUUACCGCAGAGCAUGAUGCCCCGUCUUUUCUUUUCCCUCAGAAAUCUUCCAUUCACCUCUUCCGCCAAAAUCGAUCGCAGGCGACUGCGUGCCAUGGUGCAGAAUCUGUCCAAGAACACUCUCAAGUCAUACAUCACCUUCAACAAUGGCGAGCAGAGAAGCCAGGUAUCGGAUGAUGGUAUUGAGUCACAGCUUCGAAUGCUCUGGGAGAAGACCCUUGAUCUUGAGGAUGGAUCUGUUACAAAUGAAGACAGCUUCUUUGCACUCGGUGGCGAUUCAUUCUCCGCUAUGAACCUUGUUGGAGCUGCCCAGGCUCUCGGAAUCACUCUCACUGUUGCUGCGAUCUUCAAAGCCCCUGUCCUUCUUGAAAUGGCUAAGAUGUGCACUUCCUCCACAGAUGUUGUGGCCACAACCGAGCAGAAAUCACUCAACCCGUUCUCGUUGUUGCCGUCUGGUGUCGACCUUGAAGGUCUUAUUGAUGAGCUAAGUGACGGAUGCAUUGUUUCAAAAGACGCUAUCAUCGACGCAUAUCCCUGCAGUGCUGUCCAAGAGGGUCUCCUUACACUUUCUGUCAAGCAGAAUGGAGCAUAUGUUGCCCAGCCAGCCUUCCGUCUUGCCGACUCCACCGACCUUGAUCGUUUCAAGGCAGCUUGGGAACAGACCGUUGCUGAUCUUGAUAUUCUUCGUACUCGAAUCAUGCAUACGGAGGCUAUGAACUUCGCCCAGGUCAUUCUCAAGGAUGAUCCAAUCUCUUGGGUCCAUGCCGAAUCAUUCGCCGGAUUGCCAAAUGAUUCAAUUGAACUUCCUAAGUACAAUGGUGGAAGAUUAACCGGCUACGCCAUCGUUCAGCCCCCGGGUUCCUCGGCUCGCUACUUCGUUUGGUCUGUUCACCACGCCCUCUACGAUGGCUGGAGUAUUCCUCUUGUGUACCGCCGAUUCGAGGAAAACUACAAGGCCUCUUCCGCUAAGGAGCCAGCUACAUCUUACGGUCUCUUCAUCGAAUACCUCAAUAACAAUAAUAUGGCUGAAUCAGAUGCUUUCUGGACUUCUUACCUUGCGGAUAUCUCCAGCAUCCCCUUCCCACACAACAAGAAGGCCGUUCCCGAUGCUGUCCGUGCAGGAAACACGCAGCGUCACAGCAUCAAGGUUUCCCGACCGGCAAACAGCGUCAACUACACCAUCCCUGUGCUUCUGCGUGCUGCAUGGGGUAUUGUAGUCGCUGCUCAUACCGGGUCUGGAGAUGUCUGCUUCGGAGAGACCCUAUCUGGUCGCAACAUCGACUUGCCCGGAGUCGGUGACAUUGCGGGUCCCGUUCUGUCUACUGUUCCAACCCGCGUUCAAGUUGAUAACGAAAUGACUAUUGUCCAGUAUCUGGAGCGCAUGAAUCAGUCCACCACUGAUAUGAUUCCUCACCUCCACGCUGGUCUCCAACGAAUUCGUCAACUCAGUUCCCACACUGCGACCGGCUGCAACUUCCAGAACUUACUCGUCAUUCAACCCACAGAAGGUCAGCUGGAUGACAGUAUUUGGACUGACGAGAAGCGUGAAACCAGCGAAGACUUUUUCACCCAUCCUCUUGUUCUGGAGUGUGGUAUUUCCAAGACCGAAAUUGUCUUCACUGCCCAUCAUGAUGAGCUCGUUGUCAAUGGCUGGCAGACCCAGCGACUGAUCGAACAAUUCGGUCAUGUUCUCAAGCAUCUCAUGUCCGUUCCAAAGACCAGCAAUGACAAGCUCUCCCGUGUUGACAUCUCCAGCGCGGAAGACAAGGGCAUUAUCGCGGAAUGGAACAAUCGCACACCCCUGGCAAUUGAGAAGUGUGUCCAUGAGUUCAUUCGUGAGAAGUGCAUUGAGACUCCCAAUGCUCCUGCCGUCUGCGCUUGGGAUGGAGAACUUACGUACAAAGAGCUUUGGGACAUGGCGUCCGCUUUUGCUAAAUACCUUGUGUCUCGAGGAGUUGGCCCUGAAGUCUUUGUUCCGGUCUGCCUUGACAAGUCCGCCUGGGCUAUGGUUACCCUCGUCAGCAUCCUCAUUGCUGGUGGCGCAUACAUUCCCCUUGAUCCGCAUCAUCCAACCUCCCGCCACGAGGAAAUCUUGGCAGAUGUUGGAGCCAACAUGAUUCUUUGCAGUCCAAGCUAUAUCAGCAGGUAUACCAGAGUUGUGAAGACUGUUCUUGCCAUUAGCAAGGAAACUCUGAAAGCCUAUGGAUCGUUACAAUCUACAGUCCGAGCUGGUGCUCAGGUCACCCCAUCCAACAUGGCAUACGCGCUCUUCACCUCUGGCAGCACUGGUCGUGCCAAGGGUAUCAUUGUUGAGCAUCGCAACUGCGUCAGUAGUAUCUUGGCUUACGCUCCAGUUUGCUACAUGGACUCAACCUCGCGAGUCUUCCAGUUUGCAUCAUUGACCUUUGAUGCCGCUAUUCUUGAGACCCUGACUGUUCUCAUGAUUGGUGGUUGCAUCUGUGUUCCGAGUGAGGACGAGCGACUCAACGAUGUUUCUGGUGCCAUUCGGCGCAUGAAUGUGAAUUGGUCUUUCCUGACCCCUGCUAUUGCGAGCAUCAUCGAACCUUCGUCAGUCCCAUCAAUUAAAUACAUGGCUGUUGGUGGCGAGUUGGUAGCACAGGAAGUCAUUACGAAAUGGGUAAACUGCGUGAAAUUGAUGAUAGUCUACGGACCAACCGAGACUGUUGUCUUUGCCACCGUGGACACUGAAGUGACAUCUCACCGUGACCCAGCUCGCAUUGGUUACGGCAUUCCAAGCACACUUACCUGGAUCGUGGAUGCUGAAGACCAUAACAAACUUGCCCCUCUCGGCGCAGUUGGCGAACUCGCUUUGGAGGGUAUGUGUUUGGCUCGUGAAUACAUGAACAAUCCUGAAAAGAACGCAGAGUCAUUCAUUGAAAACCCAACUUGGGGGCAGAAGUUUAAGUCCCACCUCGCCGGCCCAAGGCGUAUCUACAAGACCGGUGAUCUCUGUUACUACAACACUGAUGGAUCUAUCCAGUACGUCAGUCGCAAGGACCACCAAGUCAAGGUUCAUGGCCAAAGAAUGGAACUUGGAGAGAUUGAACACCGAAUUGUCGCGAACACUCUCGUGCGUCAUGCUGUUGUGAUCUUGCCCAAGGCCGGCCCACUCCAGAAACGAUUGGUUACUGUGAUGUCCCUUAACAAGAUUUCGGCUGACAACAAGCUCAUUUCAGACAAGGCUUGCGAACUUAUUGAUGAUGAUGACUUUAACAAGGAUGGCCUUGCUGACCUGGUUGAGGUCCAAAAGAGUCUCGAAUCGCAGCUACCCAUCUACAUGGUUCCGCAGACUUGGGCUUUGAUCAAGAAACUUCCCAUGCUUGUUUCCGGAAAGCUUGAUCGGAAGAAGAUCACUGCUUGGCUUGAGAGUAUCGAUGAUGAUUCAUACGAGCGUAUUAUGCAAGCCUACGAUGCCAUGAAGCGUGGUCCGACCGAGAAGCCGCAGGAGCAAGAAGAAGACAGCUCUCUGAGGAUUAUCCGUGAAAUUUUUUCGCAGGUCCUCAACAUUUCUCUGUCCAAGGUUAACGUGGACCGCUCUUUUGUCAGCCUGGGCGGCGACAGCAUCACCGGCAUGGCAGUGAUUUCCAGGGCGCGCAAGCAGGGUCUUUGCGUCACCUUGAAUGACAUACUCCAAAGUCGAUCGGUGAAAGAGUUGGCGCAAGCUGCCACUGCUAAAGAUUCUGCUCCAUCCCAUCGCGAGGAGAAGGCUGGGGAAGGCUUCGGUCUAUCCCCUGUUCAAAAGAUUUACAUGAAUUGUUCGAGCUCAUUCAAGGGUGCGGCCCGCUUCAACCAGAGCAUCACGGUGCGCAUCUCGCGCAGGGUUGAAGGCGAGGUACUGCGCCGGGCUAUCAAGGCUGUCACAAGCCAACACUCUAUGUUCCGUGCCCGUUUCAACAAGGGCAAAGAUGGUAUUUGGCAACAGAAGGCGGUAGCGGAGGUCGAUGACUCCUAUCGCUUCCGGGUUCACUCCGUCAAUGACACUCGUGCAAUGGUUCCCAAGGUUGCCGACAGCCAAUCCUGUCUGGAUCCUAUCAAUGGUCCUAUCUUUGCUGCAGACCUCUUCAACUUGCGCACUGGUGGCCAGGUUUUGUUCUUGGUCGCCCAUCACCUAUGUGUUGACAUGGUCUCGUGGCGAAUCAUCCUCUCAGACCUCGAGGAGAUGAUUGUCUCUGGCUCUCUCUCCGAUGAGAAAGCACUUUCGUUCCAGAGCUGGUGUGUCAUGCAGCUUGAACGAGUCAAGGCCCAUGAUAUGGAGUUGGCUCUCCCAUUCACUCCAGAACCAUCCGAUCUAUCGUACUGGGGCAUGCAGGACUGCUCCAAUGUGUACGGGGACAUUAAGAUGGAGACUUUCAGCUUGACUGAAGCUGCGACUCAAUUUAUCCUGGAUGGAUGCCACUCAACCUUCGGCACAGAGCCCGUGGAUGUGCUGCUUGCAUGCAUUAUCAACUCCUUCCAUCAGGUUUUCGAUGAUCGCAAGGUGCCCACCAUUUACAACGAAGGGCAUGGUCGAGAGUCAUGGGAUUCCCGUGUAGACUUAUCCCGAACCGUCGGCUGGUUCACCACAAUGGCUCCCUUACUUAUUGAUGGGGCUCAAGAAAACAUCAAGAACAUCAUCAAGCGUGUCAAGGAUACCCGACGCAAGAUCGCAGACAAUGGUCGGCCUUACUUCGCUAAGAGUAUGCUCCAAGCUGGGAGCGAAGACUUCCAGGUUCCCUUGGAGAUCCUCUUCAACUAUCUCGGUAAGCUACAACAGCUUGAGCGUGAGGACUCCCUUUUCCUUCACCAGGGUAGUGUCUUCGACAGUUCGGAUUUCGCAGUCGCUGGCGACAUGGGUCCGCAGACCGUUCGAUUUGCCCUUUUUGAGGUCUCUGCGAUUGUUAUCAAGGAUCGACUCAACAUUGCAUUCACCUACAACCGCAACAUGCAACGCGAGGGUCAGAUCCGCCGAUGGAUUCUCCAAUGCAAGCAGACUUUGGAGAAGGACGUGCUCCAGCUCAAAAAUGCAACUCCCGAGCCCACUUUGAGCGACUACCCAUUGUUGCCAAUCAACUACCAGGGACUACAGAUCCUCACCAACAACACUUUCCGCAAGCUUGGCAUCCGAAGCAAGCACGAGGUUGAGGAUAUCUAUCCUUGCUCUCCUAUGCAGGAGGGUCUCCUGCUCAGUCAGCUCCGCGACCCCAGUGCCUACAUUUUCCAUACCGUCUUCGAAAUGAAGGACGCGCGAACUGACAAGGUUGACGCCGAGCGACUUGCCCGAUCUUGGCGCCUGCUCGUUGAUCGUCACCCUGUCCUCCGAACUGUCUUCAUUGAUAGCAGCUAUAGUGGUGGAUCUUUUGACCAGCUUGUUUUGAAGAAGAUCCCUGACAACGUCCUCCGCGUCGAAUGUGCCGAUGCCCAAGUUCAGGAGAAGCUUGAUGCAAUUUCCAUGCGCGAGCUGAAUUCUAUGCGACAAGCUAAAUUUUCAAAUCAAUUGACUGUUUGCAAGACUUCAAGCGGCCGAGUUGUCGUCAAGAUGGAGAUUAACCAUGCUAUCAUCGAUGGUGGUGGUGUGGAUGUGCUCCUGCGCGACCUGACUAUGGCGUAUGACCGCCGGCUCCCUGAUAGCCCCGGGCCAUGCUUCAGUGACUACAUCAAGUAUAUCAAGACCCAAAGCCAAGUCGAAGCACUCAAUCACUGGAAGCAGUACCUCAGUGGUGUCAACCCAUGCCACCUUUCCCAGACGAACGCCUCUCAGUCUAAGCGCGAGCUGAAGGGAAUUUUGAUGGACUUCAACCGAUACCCCGAGCUACUCAAAUUCUGCGAGAAAACAUCGGUCACCUUGGCGAACCUCACACUCUCAGCUUGGGCUAUUGUCCUCAAACAAUUCACCGGAUCUGACGAUGUCUGCUUUGGUUAUCUGUCUGCUGGUCGCGAUGCCCCUGUCAAUGGUAUCCAAGAUAUGGUUGGCAUCUUCAUCAACAUGCUUUGCUGCCGAGUCCAAUUCUCUCCUAAGCAAACUCUCACCGAUAUUUCCAAGCGAGUCAACGGAGACUAUGUUCGCAGCAUCCCUCACCAAAGCUGUUCGUUGGCUACUAUCCAGCAUGAGCUUGGAUCGCAGGGCCAGUCUCUGUUCAACACGACUUUGUCGAUUCAGAACCACGGAGCCUCUGGAACUAACAAGGAAAAGGGCUUGUCUUUUGAUCUUCAGCAUGCUCACGAUCCUAGUGAGUACGCGGUCACCGUCAAUGCGGAUAUUUCUCGUGGAGCUGAAGGCAUUAUGCUCCGAUACUGGAACGACAUGGUAUCGGAUGAGCAAGCCCAGUCUCUAGUUGACACCAUUGCAAAGGUGUUCACAGGAUUCAUCGAGGGUCCCAAUAUGACCAUCGCAUCAUCCAACUUCAACGUUGUGAAGACACCAGGUGCCGGUUGGGAUAAUCCCCAGGCGACUUUCCAAGAGAAGAUGCGAUCCAAUGCCGAUUCUCUGGAUGGCGCUGCUAUUCAGAAGAUUAUUGAUGAUCGUGUGCAUGAGAUUAUCGGUCAGAUGCUGAGGGAAGGCAAGUUGAUGGUUCCACAGUUUCAGACCUCCGGCCUGUCUAGCUAUGGUAACACUGAUGAUGGAAUCGACUCGCCUUACCCAUUGGAAGGAGCUCAAGGAGCGGAUGACUCGGGUGUUUGUUCAGCGACCUCGCGGUGCAGUGAGGAGGGUAUGUUGUCGGCGGAUGUGGAGCGAAGACUUUGGAAUCUUUGGAGCACUGCCCUGGGCCUGUCACCUAAUGUGGUCAGGUACCAGGACAGUUUCUUCAAACUUGGAGGUGACAGCAUCACUGCCAUGAAGAUGGUCAGUGCUGCUCGCGAGGAUGGUUUGGUUCUUACUGUUGCAGAUGUGUUCAACAAUCCCGUCUUUGAAGACAUGCUUGCUACUGUUCGGGCUUCCAAUGCGACACAGCAGAUUUUGGACGCUGAUCUCCAGCCCGCACACAAGGAGGUUGAGUCCUUCUCGGAUAGCAAGCCAACUACACUUGCACCAACUCCCUCAUCUGAAAGUAUUACUGUGCUGCGUCCUACAAAGCCAGUGGACGAUGCUUCGGUCCAAAGUGGCAUUUGCCCCAAGAUUGGUGUUUUCAAGGGAGGAAUUGCAGAUGUUCUUCCCGUGACUGACUUCCAAGCUAUGUCGUUGACUGCUACUCUAUUCCAGUCCCGCUGGAUGUUGAACUACUUUUUCUUGGAAGGAAGCGGUCCCUUGGAUCUGCGACGCCUUCGCGAGAGCUGCUUGAAGGUUGUCGAUGCAUUCGACAUCUUGCGUACAGUAUUUGUCUGUUUCCAUGACCAAUUCUUCCAGGUUGUGCUGCGCAAGAUCCGUCCAAGCAUCUUUGUCUAUGAGACUGAUAAGGGCCUCGAUGAGUUCACCAGCACCCUUCAGCAGCGCGACCGGGAGCAUGGUCCGCGUGAGGGUGAACAAUAUGUGCAGUUCUACGUUGUCAAGAAGAAGGGCAGCGAUCUCCACCGCAUUAUGAUCCGACUUUCCCACACUCAGUACGACGGUGUCUGUCUUUCUAAGAUCAUGUCGGCCAUCAAGCUUGGCUACGAGGGUAGCCCUCUUCCUCCUGUUACUCCUUAUGCCGGCUAUCUUCGUCAGCUUCCGGGAACUAUCGGUCCGGAUCAUUACGACCACUGGACCAACCUCCUCAAGGGCUCUCAAAUGACACAGGUGAUCCGCCGAAAGGGCACAUCCAUGUUCCAGAACAUUGGCGCAUUUACUGAGAUCCGCAAGACCAUCGAGGUCCCACCAACUGCUCUCGGAAAUGUCACUGUCGCAACAGUUAUGCAGGCUGCCUGGGCCCUGACUCUCGCCAAGCUGUCAGCUCAACAAGAUGUUGUCUUUGGUCUUACCAUUAGCGGUCGCAAUGCCACAGUUCCCGGCAUUGAAAACACGGUCGGACCCUGCGUAAACGUGAUCCCUGUCCGCGUCAAGUUCGACGAAAACUGGACUGGCCUUGAGCUGUUCCGAUACCUCCAAGACCAGCAGGUCUCCAAUAUGCCUUAUGAAUCCGUAGGAUUCCGUGAGAUCAUCAAGCAAUGCACCGAUUGGCCCGCCUGGACCUACUUCACUACAGCUGUCUUCCACCAGAACGUCGAUUACGAAGGCUCCCUGGAACUCGACACCACUAAGUACCGCAUGGGUGGUGCUGGUGUCAACGACAACUUUGCAGACCUUACCAUGGUUUCUCGCCCUGCGGAUGAGCACAAUCUCACUGUCACUCUUGGCUACUCCGAAAAGGGACCCGUCCUUCCCGACUUCGCCGAGAAAGUCCUCGACAUGGUUUGCGAGACUGCUCAAUCUCUUAUCGCAAACCCUUCAACUGCCCUUCCAUCCCCAAGCAUGUUGGUCUCUCUCCCUCCACAAGUCAUCGACGACCUCCCUCGUACCACAGACGAGCACUUCCUCAGCGCCCACCUCAAGUCACGCUCCAUCGCCGAGCUCCUUGUGCACUCGGAUAUCCUCUCCCGCUCUUGGAAUCAGGUCUUGCCUCCUCGUGAUUCAACCAAGACAGUUGACUCAGACGCAGCCGAGAAACCAUCUAACCAGGCUGCGUUCCAACUGGACGCAUCGUUCUUCGAUCUUGGAGGCGACAUCUUCAAUAUGGCGCAGCUCACUUGGCUUCUGGAGCAAGAGGGUCUUAAGGUCCGCCUUGAGGAUCUUCUCGAACAUCCCUCUUUCUUGGGUCAGAUGGCUGUUCUCGCGCUCCACAAUGCUAAGCAUCAGGAAGACUUCCCAGCCGAUUUUGCUACCGGUGCUGUUUCACCUGAUCCAUCUGUGAGAACUCGAUCUGAGAAGAAGAAGACUUGGGAGAAGGCUAUGAGUCUGGCGAGAAAGUUGACUCGUCGCAAUGGCAAUGGCAAUAGCAAUGGCAAUGGAAGCAUCGUGUCUAGUAAGGCUUGA
Messenger RNA from Penicillium malachiteum, 18192 nucleotides. RefSeq lists its product as uncharacterized. NCBI's taxonomy places the organism in Eukaryota, Fungi, Ascomycota, Eurotiomycetes, Eurotiales, Aspergillaceae. The transcript is spliced from 8 exons. Bases 1 to 18192 code for a protein of 6063 amino acids. The record is from RefSeq and is a predicted model, not a curated record. Gene Ontology annotation, molecular function: catalytic activity; phosphopantetheine binding.